Molecule: messenger RNA, 1017 nt
Organism: Priapulus caudatus
Lineage: Eukaryota; Metazoa; Priapulida; Priapulimorpha; Priapulimorphida; Priapulidae
Product: semaphorin-2A-like
Exons: 8
Coding region: 55-1017 (320 amino acids)
Biological process (GO): positive regulation of cell migration; negative chemotaxis; axon guidance
Molecular function (GO): chemorepellent activity; semaphorin receptor binding
Source: RefSeq, a predicted model, not a curated record
CGACUCACCGACCAGGAGUACUGCAGGACGGCUAAUCAUGAGCAAUAUGAGUGCAUGAACCACAUCGCUGUCAUACAGAAGACGGGACAGGGCAAGCUGUACGUGUGUGGCACCAACUCAUUUAAACCCAAGGACUGGCUGUUCGAGCCGGAUCUUAGGAAGUACAGUCCCUACCCACCAGCUGGAUCAGGCGUAGCUAAAUGUCCGUUCAACCCCAACGACCCUUCCACUGCCGUGUGGAUAGAGAAGGGUAACCCUAGCGACAUCCCGUCCCUCUACUCGGGCACCCAGGCACACUUCUCCAGCGACCCACUCAUCUACCGGCCGAGUCUCUUCAACGACGACCUUCCGCUACACGACUUCAUACGUACCUCUCCCUCCGACUCGAAAUGGCUCAACCAGCCGAAGUUUGUCGGAUCAUUCGACAUGGGCGACUACGUCUACUUCUUCUUCCGCGAGACGGCUGUCGAGUACAUCAACUGCGGCAAGCGCGUGUACUCGCGCGUCGCGCGCGUCUGCAAGAAGGAUAAUGGCGGACAGAACGUGCUCAUGCAGCACUGGACCACCUACAUGAAGGCGCGCCUCAACUGCUCCAUCCCGGGAGCAUUCCCGUUCUACUUCGACGAGAUACAGGACGUCUACAGGUCGCCGGACAAUGACACGGUGUUCCAUGCUGUCUUCACAACAUCUCUGAACGGUCUCGUCGGCUCGGCGGUGUGCAUGUACAGCUUCUUGUAUCUCACACGUAUCUCACACCUACCUCACACGUAUGCCCGCAGGAACGGUCUCGUCGGCUCGGCGGUGUGCAUGUACAGCUUCUUGUAUCUCACACGUAUCUCACACCUACCUCACACGUAUGCCCGCAGGAACGGUCUCGUCGGCUCGGCGGUGUGCAUGUACAGCUUCUUGUAUCUCACACGUAUCUCACACCUACCUCACACGUAUGCCCGCAGGAACGGUCUCGUCGGCUCGGCGCAUCGCCUCCUCCCUCGUUACCCACCGUCCACCGUUCGUUAA